AUGGAUCAAUCAGAACAUGAAGCUAAGGAAAUGCUAAAGCCAUAUUUAACUUAGUUGGUUUAAUUAGAGGAAGCAGAUAGAUUGAAGUAAGCACAGAUAACUGCAUUACGUUUAGCAAUUGAAUAAUUGAAAUAAUAAGCAUUAGAUCAUCAAAGGAAGUAUGAAGAAGAGUAAAAGAAAGAUGGAAAAAAGAAGGGACCUGUAAAGAAAUGA
Paramecium tetraurelia is the source of this 213-nucleotide messenger RNA. RefSeq lists its product as uncharacterized. NCBI's taxonomy places the organism in Eukaryota, Ciliophora, Oligohymenophorea, Peniculida, Parameciidae. The record is from RefSeq and is a predicted model, not a curated record. The transcript is spliced from 2 exons.